Priapulus caudatus is the source of this 1200-nucleotide messenger RNA. RefSeq lists its product as uncharacterized. Lineage: Eukaryota; Metazoa; Priapulida; Priapulimorpha; Priapulimorphida; Priapulidae. Gene Ontology annotation, molecular function: zinc ion binding. The transcript is spliced from 4 exons. The coding region runs from base 60 to 548 and encodes 162 amino acids. The record is from RefSeq and is a predicted model, not a curated record.
AUGUUAGAUCUUGUGUGGUUGCUAAUCAUACAUUUGUAACAUCAACUGUCUGGGCAGAGAUGAAGAAGACUACAUCCUACAAAGUUGACAUUAAACUCGAUAGUAAUGGUGUAGUUCUGGAAACGCAAUGCGAGUGUGCUGUCGGCCAAGGUCCUUCAGCACAUUGUAAGCAUGUUGGGUGCACUCUUCAUGCAUUAUCCCAGUUCUGCGAGGUUGCAACCAUCAUUACAGAGGUCACCUGUACUCAGGUCUUGCAAAGCUUCCAUCAGGCAAAACCGCACAAGGGCAGCCCAAUGAAGAUGAGGCGUCUCAACGAAGUACGUGGCAAAUCACGGAGCUUGAUUUAUGACCCAAGGCCCACGACGAGACGAGACCCUCAACAAAUUCAGCAGCACUUCAGACAAGUGGUUCUCAACUAUCAGGGAAAGGCAAGGCUGCCAGUGUUCCAACUUUUUGCACCAGCUGAUAUCACUACACUUGGGCUUGACCAUGAUUAUAUGGAGCUCACCAUGGAAGAAAAUUUCCUAUUAACGGCUAAGCUGUCAUAAAAUAAGUGAUAUUUCAGUAUUUGGAAAACAAACAAAUGCACACUGUCACCACCACAGGGACCUGAGGCGAAAUAAAAAAUUAAAAUGUGUUAUAUAAAAAGAGAAGAAGGGAUCUAACUUCUGCACGCUGGCGAUCACAGUAACCUUUCAUUUGAGCUCCAACCACAGACAGAAAUUCACACUUAUUCUAUCAACUUUUGCACCAAGCUGUAUCCACUUCGACCAUGCACAACAAUUAAUCCACCCCUGUACCUCGAUUCCACAUUAGAGCCGUUAAACUUGAUGGCAAACCACUGUUUUUGGCCAAUGAGAAAAAUUACUUGUAGACCGAUGAUAACCGAGUCGCGAACAAAAAUGGCUAGAUCUCAGCAAUCAGACAACCGAACACAAAGACCUUGAUACCAUUUUAACCGUCCGAGAUCAGGAAAUAUGAAAACCCACACGCGGUUCCUUCUCUUCUGGAAUAGUCACAACUAUUGUCCAAUUUACCAGACUUUCGUAACUUCCAACGUAAACACAAACGCCAUGAUUAGUGAAUUCAGAACUACCCCGCACUCAACACCGGCUCAUCGCUGAUUAGUCGCAGUAACUCUGCUGUAACUAAAAAAUCAACGAAAAAUCAAGGUAAAUAUCUUCAAGAAGUGGAAAAUAC